AUGCGCCCCUUAAAAGGCCCAGGAGAGAGCGAACCGAGCAGCAGGACCGAGUCCCCAAGCGGCGAGGCGGUGGGAAUAGAACCGGCAGAACUGAUACGGGCGGAAUACCGCGUGACGCUCGGGCAGUCUCUCUCUCUUCUCUCUCGCUCGCUCGCUCGCUCGCUCUCGGCUUUGGCUCUUUCUCCCUCUCCUUCCCCUCUGCAACUGGCUGCGCUGAAUUCCGCAUGCUUGUUCCUCGUCUUUCCUAUCGUCGAGAUCCUCUCUGAUCACGACCUGCUCGACGUCGCUUGUGAAUUUCCUAUCCCCCCUGACGUCAACACCUUUCUCGCCCAUGCCGCCCGUCUCCCGCAGUGCAUUCGUCGUAUUACCCGCUUCGUGAAGUCCACCUCCUCCACCUCCCUCGUCGCUCCUCCUUCGAUCCUCCCACCAUAG
Aspergillus affinis is the source of this 432-nucleotide messenger RNA. RefSeq lists its product as uncharacterized. Lineage: Eukaryota; Fungi; Ascomycota; Eurotiomycetes; Eurotiales; Aspergillaceae. The transcript has a single exon. The record is from RefSeq and is a predicted model, not a curated record. The coding region runs from base 1 to 432 and encodes 143 amino acids.